Daldinia decipiens is the source of this 2450-nucleotide messenger RNA. RefSeq names its product HCP-like protein. Gene Ontology annotation, molecular function: protein binding. NCBI's taxonomy places the organism in Eukaryota, Fungi, Ascomycota, Sordariomycetes, Xylariales, Hypoxylaceae. The transcript is spliced from 2 exons. The record is from RefSeq and is a predicted model, not a curated record. Bases 106 to 2397 code for a protein of 763 amino acids.
AGCCUGCUGCGAAUCAAUGCUUGGGUCUGGGCUACGGCUCUAAGGACUACCUGUGUUCAUUCCUCUCUCCUCCUUAGCCAUUGCGGCCGCGGAUCUCCCUGAGCAAUGGCUACGGUUACGAGUCCUCCGACGCCUCCGACCCCAGCUACCGCCUCUCCCGCCAGGUCUAUUCAACGGAAACCUCUUCCCGUACCAAGGCUCCCUCUCGGUCAACAUGAUCGUACCGAUUCUCAAGAGAGCUUUGCCGACAACACCCUACCGACCGAUACCAUGAUCGAGUCGCCGAAAAUCAGAGAGUUGCCCGUGUCUCCGAUUAGACUAAACUUUCAGCCGGACAAUUGGGCGCAACCGUCGAAUGCGAGUAUCGAAAGCUACCAACAGGCACAGCGAAUGUCCUAUCCAAUGCCUGCAGCUGGCGACGUGCGAGACAUCUCGGGGUCUUCAGAUGCACACUUUCUUCCCCACAACAAUACAUAUAAUCAGCCCAGGACUUUGACACCUAAACAGACAUUUGCUACCGACCUUCCUCAUCGAUCGGGGCGGGAGGGUCUUCUAAGCCCUACUCUGGCUCAGACUGAAGUAGGGUAUGUGGAAGCUUCGGCUGCGCCGGAGCCAGACGGCCAAAGCUUCAGUGAGAGCUCUCGUAGCGAUGAUCCGAAUCGACACAGUCGUGAAUCAGAUGCAACCGCGAGUACGCAACAGCCGACAUCUACUGAUUCGUCUGUCGAGACAAGCGCAAGUUCAAUUUCAGGGGGUCUUAAUGAAGCAUGCGAGAACCAAUUUAUCCCAGAUGAGACAUUUCAAGAAGACUCUUUUACUGAGAGCUCAAUACAAGACAGUCAAUCAGUACCUCAGCUACAGUAUCAUCACCAGCCAUUUCUUCCACGAGUCUCCAGCGUGCCAGUUGAGUCAAACUCGAGGAAUUCCUCCAGGUCUGAUAUCCUCUCGGAUCCGGCUAUGCCUAUAAAUCGUCAUUUAACCCCGAACUCUUUCAUGAGGAGAAGUUCUAUGCCCCGGCCGCAAUCAGCAUAUUCCGAAUUGGGCCCGCGCGGACGGUCGCCGAGUUACGGUGCCCCUCAUGCGCGUACUCCUUCCGCCCAUUCCCGCAGGUCGCCUGAAACUAGACCGACUUCCUACGCAGAAUUGCUUAACGUGCCGUAUCCUCAGCAAGCUCCAGCUCCCAUUACAUUUGAUAAUUCUUACCUGCGCAACAAUGUUGGAAGUAACGCUUCCUUACUAAGUGCGCAGAAGACGCUGGAGAUGUAUAGGCAAAAUGUGAAAAAGACCAACGACUUCUCUAUUCAGUAUUCAUUCGCUAUCUUUUUGAUCUCUACUGCACAGGAGCAGGGUUUAGAAUAUGAGGAACCUUCGCGGAGAAAAGGUACUCCGAGCAAAGACAAUCCGGACUCUUCGCCAUUGGAAUUGGUUCGGGAAGCUAAAAGUAUAUUGACAAGGUUGGCCAAUGGCGGCUAUCCCUUUGCACAGUAUUAUCUAGCCGAUGGCUUUGCGUCGGGUCUGUUCAACAAGGGCAAGGAAGAUUAUAAUGCGGCGUUUCCCCUCUUCGUUUUGGCCGCGAAACACGGCCACGCUGAGUCUGCUUAUCGCGCCGGACUAUGCUACGAAUUUGGAUGGGGAUGUAGAAAAGAUCCAGCCAAAGCAGUUCAAUUCCUACGAACAGCCGCAUCCAAGAAUCACCCAGGCGCCAUGACGAGGCUUGGAAAAGCUUGUCUCUCGGGAGACUUAGGUGAAAAUCGGUACAGAGAAGGAGUUAAAUGGCUGAAGCGAGCCACGGAGGCAGCAGACACCAUGUAUAAUGCCGCCCCAUAUCAUCUUGGUUCAUUAUACGAAACUGGAUAUGGCGACGACAUUUUUAAAGAUGAAAGCUAUGCUGCUGAGCUAUUUACACAGGCAGCCGAGCUCGGACACCCCGAAGCAAGUUACCGCAUGGGAGACGCGUAUGAACACGGUAAACUAAACUGCCCGCGAGACCCAGCCUUAAGCGUUCAUUUCUACACCGGGGCGGCAGAGCGUGGCCAUGCUGCAGCCAUGAUGGGGUUAUGCGCCUGGUACAUGGUCGGCGCUGAUCCCAUCUUGGAGAAGGACGAGGAGGAAGCCUACGAAUGGGCUCGUCGAUCAGCAGAACUUGGCUUCGUAAAAGCUCAAUAUGCUGUUGGUUACUUCACCGAAAUGGGCAUAGGGUGCCGCCGCGACAUUCUCGAGGCCAACGUUUGGUAUGUCAAGGCAGCUGAUGCCGGUGAUGAGCGAGCCAAGCAAAGACUCGCUGCCAUUCGGGCCGCUGUGAGCGGCGGCGGGACGCCUAUGGACGUCGCCCCACCACGUAACGCGAAGAUGAGAAAGAACCAGACGAAAGACGACAAGGAUUGCGUUGUAAUGUAAUACGUUCAUACGAUGGAGCUCGCUAGUUACGAAAUGCUGGGGAUUUUUGAUGA